Molecule: messenger RNA, 732 nt
Organism: Didymosphaeria variabile
Lineage: Eukaryota; Fungi; Ascomycota; Dothideomycetes; Pleosporales; Didymosphaeriaceae
Exons: 1
Coding region: 1-732 (243 amino acids)
Source: RefSeq, a predicted model, not a curated record
AUGCCUUGCAGCAAUUGUCUUGAGACCGCAUGUAACGGCUGCGCAAAUUUCCUUCCGGGGCAAUUCGGGGCUCCAUCGUUGCCGGAGGAGAUGCUGGGCCAUCCCCCCUCCAUUAUUGACUACUCCAUUUUGGACGGCGCAGGACUCGACUUCUCGGACGACCUGGCAGCAGGCCAGAACCAGCAGAUGAUGUUACCGCCUGCUCAACCCUCGCACCCUCCCACCGUCACCCCUACGCAGCUCCACCGGCCGAACUUUGAGGUACCGGGGCAGUCGUUUACAUUGAAUGCAACGCAGCCGUCCGCACCUCAGGCAAGGUCUGGUGGGGUCAGCCAGACCCUCAAUUUCCACGGAGGCACCCAGGCCAUCCAACUCUUCCCCUCCGGCCCGUCACCGGACAAUCUUCUUGGGACCGGGCCACAGGCCCUCCACUUCAACUCCUUUGGAGCUCUCACCCCCCCGCAGCCAACGCCGCCACCGAAGAAGCGUGGCCGCCCAGCUGGCAGCUUAGACAAAGUCAAGCGCAACCCCAAGGGGGCGGGCCUCGCGAAAGAGGCCUCCUACAAGACGAGUGGGCGCCCGAGCAAGGAGCAGAGGGAUGCCCGCAUCGCGCACAUGCGGCUGAAGCAAGAGAUCAAGCAGAUGAAAGAUACAGAGGGACUUGUUCCGUCGCACAAGUAUGUGGAGCUGGCGGAGCUGGCGGAGAAAGCCGGCUUGAAGGAGCAGAAAUAG